UGUUGUUAGGGUUUAGGAGCUUUAGCGCAGCCGCCGCCGCCGCCGCCAUGGCUCCCAAGCUCGAUCCAUCGCAGGUAGUGGAGGUGUUCGUCCGCGUCACGGGAGGCGAGGUAGGCGCUGCGUCGUCGCUGGCCCCAAAGAUCGGCCCCCUGGGUCUCUCACCCAAGAAAGUAGGAGAGGACAUCGCCAAGGAGACGGUCAAGGACUGGAAGGGGCUGCGCAUUACCGUGAAGCUCAUCGUCCAGAACAGGCAAGCCAAGGUGGAGGUUGUGCCCAGCGCCGCCGCGCUCGUGAUCAAGGCGCUGAAAGAGCCGGAGAGAGAUCGCAAGAAGGUGAAGAACAUCAAGCACAGCGGCAAUAUCUCGCUCGAGGACGUGAUCGACAUCGCCAAGAUCAUGAAGCACAGGUCCAUGGCCAAGGAGUUCAAGGGGACCGUGAAGGAGAUCCUUGGGACGUGCGUCGCGGUGGGGUGUACCGUGGAUGGGAAGAGCCCCAAGGACCUGCAAACGGAGAUCGACGAGGGCGAGGUGGACAUCGCCGAGGCUUGAGAGGGAAGGAUUAUAUGCUACUUGUGUGGAUGUUCUUUUUUGGUAUGUUUGAAUCAAUGGAGGCGAACUUUAACCUUUGUUUCA
Molecule: messenger RNA, 632 nt
Organism: Selaginella moellendorffii
Lineage: Eukaryota; Viridiplantae; Streptophyta; Lycopodiopsida; Selaginellales; Selaginellaceae
Product: 60S ribosomal protein L12
Exons: 1
Coding region: 48-548 (166 amino acids)
Biological process (GO): translation
Cellular component (GO): cytosolic large ribosomal subunit; ribosome
Molecular function (GO): large ribosomal subunit rRNA binding; structural constituent of ribosome
Source: RefSeq, a predicted model, not a curated record